Messenger RNA from Daucus carota subsp. sativus, 1004 nucleotides. RefSeq names its product protein LURP-one-related 4-like. Lineage: Eukaryota; Viridiplantae; Streptophyta; Magnoliopsida; Apiales; Apiaceae. Bases 162 to 743 code for a protein of 193 amino acids. The transcript has 2 exons. The record is from RefSeq and is a predicted model, not a curated record.
GUUGAUUUCCUGAUUCCCAGCAUUAUUGUUGUUCAAGCCCUCCUUACAAGAAUUUGUCAAUUAACUAGUGGCUGCAGCGCGUUGAGUUUAUCCGUCUAUAUAAACUAAAUCCUCUGCAAUUUUUGGUAUCAUAAAUUCAAAAUCAUCAUUUAUUUAGCAAUAUGGCCAAGGUUUAUCCCUUCACGCCCUCCUCGUCUUGUUUUAGUGGAAAAACAUAUACGAUAUGGAUGAAAUCACUUGUAGCCAAUGGGAACGGAUUCACAGUGUAUGAUUCCUGUGGCAGAGUUGUGUAUCGCAUAGACAAUUACAGUAAGAAGAGUUGCAGUCAAGUUUAUCUCAUGGAUCUUCAUGGCAAUGUCCUCUUUUCCAUGUUUCAAAAGAAAUUAAUUGGAUUUGGGCACUGGAAUGGCUAUAAUAACGAUGCUGGAGAAAAGAGUGAGAAGCCGUGGUUUGAGGUUAAAAACUGCAGCAAGUUUCUGAAGAGAAGAGGAAAAGAAUAUCAUGUAGCUAUGGGUGGUGAUAAUACUAAUUUCUAUAAGAUUAAAGGGAUUGAAGGAAAAUCUGAAUUUAUUAUAAGUGACAGACAAGGCAGAGUUGUUGCAGAGGCUACGCAGAAACAAUCUGCUUCUGGAGUUAUGCUAGGACAAGAUGUAUUAAGCUUGAAGCUGGAGGCUCAUGUUCAUGAUCAUUCCUUCAUCAUGGCUCUUGUCGCCGUGUAUGGAUUAUUAACUAGGAAAAUGUAAACUCGAGUAACAAUUUCAUAUUACCUAUAGCUAUGGAGUGUUCUUUACUCUCAAAGGAUAUCAGUAACUCUGAGGCUCAACAAUUAUGUACUCUACUGAUGGUAGCAUAGUCUAUAAAUAUGACUUUUUCUUAUUUCAUUUUGUGAAUGAUGAAAACGACCCUGUAAAGUGUUCCAAAAUUGCAGUUUUGAAAUCGUCCAAAACAAAUUACAAUAUAUGAAAAAUAUGAUGAAAAUGAGUGAAUUAGUCCGUUUUAUUGGA